AUGGCACACAGAAUUGUUAUGUCUAUUCUUCCUUUUCUUCUACUCUUGUUGAUUAAUGAUCAUGGAAGCUUUGCAAGAGAUAUGAACCAAGUUGACCAGCCUUACCUUGAUGGUUGGCUAAAAAACACUCCACUAAAGAACCAAAAAUCCUCCCAUAACUCCAACCAAGUUUAUCUUGAUGGAUGGUUGAAAGAUACCCGAGCUGAGAAAGAAAACUCCAACCAAGUUUAUCUUGAUGGAUGGUUGAAAGAUACCCGAGCUGAGAAAGAAAACUCCAACCAAGUUUAUGUUGAUGGAUGGUUGAAAGAUACCCGAGGUGAGAAAGAAAACUCCAACCAAGUUUAUCUUGAUGGAUGGUUGAAAGAUAUCAGAGGUGAGAAAGAAAAGUUAAACCAUGACUCCAACCAAGUUUACCUUGAUGGAUGGUUGAAAGAUGCCCGAGGCGAGAAAGAAAAAUCCAACCCUGACUCAAACCAAGUUUACCUUGAUGGAUGGUUGAAAGAUACCAGAGCCGAGAAAGAAAAAGUGAACCCUGACUCCAACCAAGUUUACCUUGAUGGAUGGUUGAAAAAUACCCGAGCUGAGAAAGCAAAAGCCAACCUUAACUCCAACCAAGUUUAUCUUGAUGGAUGGUUAAAAGAUACUAGAGUCGAGAAUGCGAAAGCUUCCCCUGACUCCAAUCAAGUUUACCUUGAUGGAUGGUUGAAAGAUACUCAAGUCGAGAAAGCAAAAACCAACACUGACAUAAACCAAGUUUAUCUUGAUGGAUGGUUGAAAGAUAUCCGAGCUGAGAAAGCCAAAGCCAACCCUGACUCAAACCAGGUUUAUCUUGAUGGAUGGUUGAAAGAUACUCGAGCUGAGGAAGCGAAAGUCAACCCUGACUCCAACCAAGUUUACCUUGAUGGAUGGUUGAAAGAUACACGAUCUGAGAAAUUAAAUGUCAACCCUAACUCCAACCAAGUUUACCUUGAUGGAUGGUUGAAAGAUACCCAAGCCAAUAAUGAAAAAUCCAACAUUAACUCCAACAAAGUUUACCUUGAUGGAUGGUUGAAAGAUAUCCGGGAUUUGAAAGAAAAAUCGACCAUCGACUCCAACCAAGUUUACCUAGAUGGAUGGUUGAAAGAUACACAAGCAGAGAAAGAAAAUUCCUCCCCUGACUCUAACCAAGUUUAUCUUGAUGGCUGGUUGAAAGAUAGCCAUGUUGAGAAUGCAAAAUCCAUCUCGAAUUCCAAGCAAGCUUACCUUGAUGGUUGGUUGAAAGACUCGCAUGCAGAGAACCAUAUGAAGAUUAGACAUGAUUUUGCGGAAUCAAAUGAAAAUUUAUCUUCAAAAGUUGACCAUACAGAAGCAUUCAAGGUAGCUUUUUUCGGUAUAGAAGAUCUUUAUGUAGGGAAUGUAAUGACCUUGCAAUUUCCUAUCAGAGAAUAUGCUAAGUUCUUGCCAAGAAAAGUUGCCGAUGACAUUCCUUUUUCCAAAUCACAAAUUCCAAGCCUUCUACAACUAUUCUCACUCACAAAAGAUUCUACUCAAGGUGAAGACAUGAUAGACAUAAUUAAUCAAUGUGAGUUUAGACCCAACAAAGGGGAGACCAAGGCUUGUCCUACUUCUUUAGAGUCCAUGCUUGAAUUUGUUCAUAGUGUUAUUGGUGCCGAGACUAAUUAUGACAUUCACUCGACUAGCUAUCCCACGACAUCAGGUGCACAAUUGCAGAACUACACUGUUAUGGAUAUCUCAAAGGAUAUAUAUGCUCCUAAAUGGGUAGCAUGUCACCCUAGGCCUUAUCCAUACGCUCUUUACUAUUGCCACUACCUAGACAUAGGAAGUAAGAUCUUCAAAGUUCUUCUAAAGGGUGAAUAUGGAGACACAAUGGAUGCUUUGGGAAUUUGCCACCUAGACACAUCUGACAUGGAUCCUAAUCAUUUUAUAUUUGAACUACUUGGAAUGAAGCCCGGGGAAGGUCCAUUGUGCCAUUUCUUCCCUGUUAAGCAUGUCUUAUGGGUGCCACGCCCACCACAUGCCACCAAAUGA
Lathyrus sativus (Indian pea) is the source of this 2028-nucleotide messenger RNA. Lineage: Eukaryota; Viridiplantae; Streptophyta; Magnoliopsida; Fabales; Fabaceae. The record is from the annotation of a GenBank genome assembly.